Solanum dulcamara is the source of this 504-nucleotide messenger RNA. RefSeq lists its product as uncharacterized. The transcript has a single exon. Lineage: Eukaryota; Viridiplantae; Streptophyta; Magnoliopsida; Solanales; Solanaceae. The record is from RefSeq and is a predicted model, not a curated record. Bases 1 to 504 code for a protein of 167 amino acids.
AUGGCCUUGACUGAUCCAAAUUUGGUGAUAGAUGCUAUGGAGAAGGUGAGACUCAUAAGGGAGAGGUUUAAAAUGGCCCAAAGUCAUCAAAAGUCUUAUUCUGAUGUAAGGAAGAGAGACCUUGAAUUUGAUGUGGAUGAUUGGGUUUAUUUGAAGGAUUUGUCAAUGAAAGGUGUAAUGUGUUUCGGUAAAAAUGGAAAAUUGAAUCCUAGGUAUGUUGGAAUUCAUAAGAUAUUGACAUAUAUUGAUAAGGUGGCAUAUGAGUUAGAUUUGCCGUUUGAGUUAGCUAUAGUUCAUCUAGUGUUUUAUGUGUUGCUGUUGAGAAAGUUUAUGGGUGAUCCAAAUUCCAUUGUGCCAUUGAAAGAUAUGAGUAUUGCGGAGAAUUUGUCUUAUGAAGAAGUUCCAGUGAAGAUUUUAGACCGGAAAGUAAAGAGGUUAAUAAACAAAGAGGUUGUGUCUGUUAAGGUAUUGUGGAGAAAUCGACAAGUAGAGAGUGCUACUUAG